Messenger RNA from Puntigrus tetrazona (Sumatra barb), 4201 nucleotides. RefSeq names its product glutamate receptor ionotropic, delta-1-like. Gene Ontology annotation, biological process: monoatomic ion transport; synaptic transmission, glutamatergic; modulation of chemical synaptic transmission. The record is from RefSeq and is a predicted model, not a curated record. Gene Ontology annotation, molecular function: glutamate-gated receptor activity; transmitter-gated monoatomic ion channel activity involved in regulation of postsynaptic membrane potential. Gene Ontology annotation, cellular component: postsynaptic membrane; plasma membrane. NCBI's taxonomy places the organism in Eukaryota, Metazoa, Chordata, Actinopteri, Cypriniformes, Cyprinidae. The transcript is spliced from 16 exons. The coding region runs from base 290 to 3313 and encodes 1007 amino acids.
UGAUGUGUCUCAGACUCCGCGAGCGCCGCGCGAGAGCGAGACCUGCGGAGCGAACGCGCCGGAUCCUGAAGCGACCGUUACCCUCCAACAGGCGACCUGCCUUUCUCCUUCCCGAUUUCCCCCGUAUUCCCUCACAGUGUUCCUUGCACUAGCGCUUUCUUUCAGCGCCGGCGCACUUUUUGGUUUAUCACAGGUGCGUUUGCUAUCCUUUGACGUACUUUUCUCACUCACUGGGAAUUUACGGACAUCUGAGGAUCGUGUGGAUGCGCGGCUUUGGAGAGAAGCGGAGAUGGAAUUGUUGAUAAUAUGCCUUUCUUUUGGGAUAUUGCAAUGCAGUUCGGUGGGAGCCGACUCCAUCAUUCACAUCGGUGCCAUUUUUGAGGAGAACGCAGCACGGGAUGAUGAGGUGUUUCAGUUGGCGAUCUCUGACCUCAGCCUCAACGAUGACAUUUUGCAGAGCGAGAAAAUCACCCACUCCAUAAAAUAUAUCGAACCCAACAACCCCUUUCAGGCAGUCCAGGAAGCCUGUGAGCUCAUGAAUCAGGGGAUACUGGCUUUGGUGUCGUCGACGGGAUGUGCUGCAGCAAAUGCGCUGCAGUCUCUCACGGAUGCCAUGCACAUUCCUCACCUGUUCAUUCAGAGGAACGGAGACGGUACGCCCCGCGCCGAGUGCCAACUCAAUCCCAGCCCUGACGGAGAGCGCUACACGCUGGCCGCCCGCCCUCCCGUGCGUCUGAAUGAUGUCAUGAUCACGCUCGUCUCUGAGCUCCGCUGGCACAAGUUCAUCGUUUUCUAUGACAGCGAGUACGAUGUGCGGGGACUGCGUGGGUUUCUGGACCAGGCGUCUCGAAUGGGUUUGGACGUCUCUCUGCAGCAGGUUGACCGGAAUGUGACAAAGGUUUUUUCCACUCUGUUCAGCACAAUGAGGAUGGAGGAGCUGAACCGUUACCGGGACACGCUCAGACGGGCCAUCCUGUUGCUCAGUCCCCGGACUGCCCAGGUCUUCAUACACCAGGCAGUGGAAACAAAUCUAGCAUCCAAAGAUAGUCACUGGGUGUACGCCAAUGAGGAGGUUAGUGACACGGAGAUCAUGGAGCUUGUCCACAGCGCUCUGGGCCGGAUGACAGUGAUCCGGCAGAUCUUCCCCCUGUGGAGGGAUACCAACAUCCGCUGCAUGAGGAACAACCAUCGCAUCUCCUCGCUGCUUUGCGACCCACAGGAAGGUUACCUGCAGUCUCUAGAGGUGUCUAGCCUGUACUUGUACGACAGUGUGCUGAUGUUGGCCAACGCCUUCUACCGGAAGUUAGAGGACAGGAAGUGGCAUAGCAUGGCCAGUCUGAACUGCAUGAGGAAGUCAACCAAACCCUGGAAUGGAGGCUGGUCUAUGCUAGACACAAUCCAAAAGGGGCGGAUUUCUGGCCUCACUGGUUUAAUGGACUUCCGAAGCAAUGGAGCGAACUCUCAUGUCCAGUUUGAGAUCCUGGGGACCAGUUACAGUGAGACGUUUGGAAAAGAUGUAAAGAGGCUGGCAACGUGGGACUCUGAUCGUGGGCUGAAUGGCAGUCUGAGGGAGAACCGGGCUGAGCAUGGCAUGCAAGGAAUUACUUUGAAAGUGGUGACCUUGCUGGAGGAGCCGUUCGUGAUGGUGGCAGAAAACAUUCUAGGCCAGCCCAAAAGAUAUAAGGGAUUUUCCAUAGAUGUUCUAGACGCCCUGGCCAAAAUUCUGGGCUUUAAGUAUGAAAUGUAUCAAGUGGCUGAUGGGAAAUAUGGUUCUCCUCAAGCCAACGGGUCUUGGAACGGAAUGAUUGGAGAACUGAUUGGGAAGAGAGCAGAUGUGGCUAUUUCAGCCAUCACCAUCACUCCUGAGCGUGAGAAUGUGGUGGACUUCAGUAAACGCUAUCUGGAUUAUUCUGUGGGAAUCCUGAUGACUAAAACAGAAGAGAGACUCAACAUCUUCUCCUUGCUGGCUCCCUUUGACCUGGCUGUGUGGGCCUGCAUUGCUGCUGCCAUUCCUGUGGUGGGUGUCAUGGUCUUUCUGCUCAGACGUGUUCAGUCUGUCCGCUCCCAGAAUCCUCCUGGGCCCCACCAGCCUGCUUCUGUCACAACGUCCUUUCAAAGUGCCAUCUGGAUCGUCUAUGGAGCCUUUGUGCAGCAAGGUGGUGAAUCCUUUAUGAGUUCAAUGGCUCUCAGGAUUGCAAUGGGAAGCUGGUGGCUAUUUACCCUCAUUGUCUGCUCGUCCUACACAGCCAACCUGGCAGCCUACCUCACCGUAUCCCGCAUGGACAACGCUGUUCGAACAUUUCAAGACCUUUCCAAGCAGACAGAGCUGAGCUACGGAACGGUGAGAGACUCUGCUGUGUUCCAGUAUUUCAGGGUGAAGGGCACGAACCCCUUGGAGCAAGACAGCACUUUCGCCGAGCUGUGGAGAACUAUCAAUAAAAAUCAGGGACAGGACAACUCUGUGACCUCUCCUGCUGAAGGCAUCCGCAAGGUGAAGCGGGAUCCGUAUGCCUUCCUGUGGGACAUGGCAGUGUUAGAGUAUGCCGCUCUGACAGAUGAUGAUUGUACGCUGGUGGUCACAGGAAACAGCAUGAGCAGCAAAGGAUAUGGCCUGGCUCUGCAGCACGGCAGCCCCUACAGAGAUCUCUUCUCGCAGAAGAUCCUUGACCUGCAGGAGAAAGGAGACCUUGACAUACUAAAGCAGAAGUGGUGGCCACGCAAAGGUCGCUGCGACCUGGACAAGCACGCGGAGCCCCAGCCGGAGGGCCGUGCCCUGAGACUGCACAGCUUUGCUGGGGUCUUUUGCAUCCUAGCGGCAGGGCUGCUCCUGGCCUGCCUGGUGGCCGCUCUGGAGUCAUGGUGGAACGGGCCACGCUGUCAGCGGGCACAGCCCAAAGAGGACAAAGAGGUGAAUCUGGAGCAGGUUCACCAGCGUUUGAGUGGGCUGAUGGAGGACGAUCUGGCGCACAAGCAGCUGCCGGGUCAGUCUCUGGAGAUCUCUGCCCUGGACAUGGGCAGCAUGCGUCCACAGCAGAGCUCCCAGGAAGUCAUGAGAGAUUUCCCCCCUGGGGGCCUGUCCGUGACUUCCUUCCUCCAGGAGGGUCCUGGGGUCGGCCGCGUGCCCGGACGGAGCCUUCCCCUCCCUCUCAGCAGUUCCACUCUGCCACCCUCCAUGCGCUGCAAACACCGGGCGCCCAACGGAGGCCUUUUCCGCCAGAGCCCCGUAAAGACACCUAUGCCCAUCUCUUACCAGGCAGUGCCCGGGGGACCCAUCCCAGAAGCCAUUGAUCCAAGCCAUGGGACCUCUAUUUGAGACGAGCGGUCUGAGCGUUCUAAAGACUUCUUGCCAAGCAGCCAAUCACAAAAACCGUGUUUGGACCAGGUCUGGUUGCAUUUAUACAAUUACAUACAUACAAACAGCUAUGGAGAUCUCUCUUUUUUUCAGUACAGAUACAUACGACUGUGAGACGCUGACUUUCCUUGCCUGUACAUAUUUGUAUAUAACGAGAGACAGCAGUGAAGUCAAAGUGUAUUUUGAAUAUUCAUGAUUUUUUUGAAGUUGAGUUUAAAAGAAGUAAUUACCUACAAUACAGACUGUUUGAAUGGCUUUGUAAAUUUUGUUCUAAAAUAAAAAUGAGAAUUCCUUGUGGAUGUUUUCUAAGUGCCACGUUUAAAGAUUUUUAUUUGAAGGAGAAGAGACGGGGAGAAAACAAGUGAAAGAGAAACAAUCUGUAAAUCUUUUGAUCUACUAAUUUUUUUGUUUAAUAUAAAAAGCUUUAAAGAGAAAUGAAUCAAAGAAACCGCAGGUUUGUGGAGGCACCGCUCACGUAACAUUUGAUCCCAGGGAACAAAGUUUUAGUAGCAGCUCUUCAUCAUAUAAUCUCAGUGUGUAUGGCAAAAUCAUCUGUAGAACAACAUACACAACACUCGCCUUUAAUAUCAAAUACAUUAUAAAAAAGACAUAUGUACAUUAUAUGUACCUGAAAUUCUGCGUACUCAUAUGUAAUGGCUGCAUUUGAGUCUUUUUAAAGUGUACUCUGAAUAGAGAGCAAAAUAUAAACAUAUCAAUAUUAACUAUGUUGUAGAAAAUUAAAUUUAUCUUGUUCCUGAAACCAGUAGUGAUUUUAACAUGUUGGAAGAAAAUCACCAUGGUGUUUGAGAUUCUUUUGGUUAUAAAAUAAACUCUUUUGCAUCAAAUCUU